This is a messenger RNA of Daucus carota subsp. sativus, 918 nucleotides long. Its product is annotated as LRR receptor-like serine/threonine-protein kinase RGI1. Gene Ontology annotation, molecular function: protein binding. NCBI's taxonomy places the organism in Eukaryota, Viridiplantae, Streptophyta, Magnoliopsida, Apiales, Apiaceae. Bases 1 to 918 code for a protein of 305 amino acids. The record is from RefSeq and is a predicted model, not a curated record. The transcript is spliced from 4 exons.
AUGAGCAAGUUAGAAACACUUAUGCUUGAAGAUAAUACGCUUUCUGGAGAAAUACCCUCCUGGCUAUUUGAGAUAGAGAGUUUGAAGAAUAUAUACAUUGGAAGAAAUAAGAUGAUUUGGAAAAACAGUGUUAAAAUAAAUCCAAAGUGUAUGCUUUCUCAAAUUUCUCUAAGAUCUUGCAAAAUUGAAGGAGACAUAUCAGGAUGGAUUUCCACAAGAAAGGAUCUUGAUAUUCUCGACCUGAGUAAUCAUCAGCUCACAGGAAGAUUCCCACAAUGGCUUGCUGGGAUGGAUGUUGGAAGUUUACUGCUGUCAGAUAAAAACCUUACUGCAUCAACCUCAUUCUCCAACCAAAGUGACCUCCGAAUACUUGAUCUCUCAAGUAACAAUCUUGAUGGAAGUAUCCCUUCAGAGAGGGCAAAUCUAAAUGGAAUGAUUCGAAGUGACAUUGUGAUUUCAAUGGGCAUGGGUACUGACAAUAUAAUGCAAGUGUCUGUUAGCCUUCUUUGUUUGUUUGCAGAGCUGUUCUUUGACUCUGCAGUUUUUUUGUCUUUAGGCAGUUGCUUUGUUUUGUUUCUAUUAGUUGACAAGUUUAGAUGGAGCAUAAAGCUUGCUUUAGGAUCCAAGAACAAGUUGGGUUUCUUGGAUGGUAAAGUGAAGAAACCACAGGCAGAUGAUGCAAAAUAUCCACUCUGGAUAAGGAAUGACUACAUGAUAAGAGGUUGGCUCUGCAGAUCUAUGAAUGAGAAGAUUGCUAAUAGUUUCACCUAUAUAGACUCUGUUGAGAGGCUAUGGAAUGAGCUAAAGGAAAGGUACGCAGAGACAAAUGCUCCACUCCUGUAUUCUUUGAAGAAACAAGUUAAAAAUUUAGAGCAAGAAAACAUGAAUGUUUCCGAGUAUUAUUUCAAGCUAAAGUAG